Messenger RNA from Nerophis ophidion (straightnose pipefish), 3325 nucleotides. RefSeq names its product lactamase, beta (gene lactb). The record is from RefSeq and is a predicted model, not a curated record. Bases 134 to 1258 code for a protein of 374 amino acids. The transcript is spliced from 6 exons. Lineage: Eukaryota; Metazoa; Chordata; Actinopteri; Syngnathiformes; Syngnathidae.
GCAGCUGAUACGGACUGAAGUGGGAGCUCCUGGUCUGGUGGUGGGGGUCUCCGUGGAUGGGGUUCAUGUCUGGUCUGAAGGGAUUGGGUAUGCUGAUCUGGAGAACCAGGUGCAAUGUGAACCUAAAACUAAGAUGCGAAUCGCGAGCAUCAGUAAGUCCCUGACAUCUGCAGCUGCUGCUCGCCUGUGCGAUGAAGGGAAACUCGAUCUGGAUGCUCCAGUCCAGAAAUACUUACCAGAGUUUCCUGAGAAAGAGUUUGAUGGAAAGAAUGUCACAGUAACCCCUCGCAUGAUUCUCUCCCACUUAAGUGGAAUACGGCACUAUGAGAAGGAUGCCAACAAAGUGAGGGAGGACAAGGAGAAAGCCGAGCGGCUUUUAAAGCCGAAAAAAGAAGACAAGGGCUCGGGUGAAAACAACAGUGAUCCCUCAAAAGAGCAGAAUCCCCAAUCCAAAGAGGCGAAGAAGAAAAAAGAGUUUGAUCAUGAAGAAUAUUACCUGAUGGAGAAUUUUGAAAAUGUCACCCAAUCACUGAAGCUCUUUAAGGACGACCCGCUCAUGUUUAAACCAGGCACAACUUUCCUGUACUCCACCCACGCCUACACCCUGCUGAGCGCUGUCAUGGAGCAGGCCGCUGACCAGUGCUUCCUGGAUGUCAUGAUGAACCUGUUUCAUGAACUUGGAAUGCUGGAUACCGUGCCAGAUCAGAAUGAACCUCUCAUUUACCAUCGCUCCAGAUACUAUCAUCUGAACAAGCGAGGGCGGGUAGUGAACUGCCCGUACGUAGACAACUCCUACAAGUGGGCAGGAGGCGGCUUCCUUUCCACCGUGGGCGAUUUGCUGCGGUUUGGCAACGCUCUUCUUUACAGCUACCAGAUCGCCUCCCUAAAGGACGCAAAUGGCCUCCUCCUGGGCUUCCUGCAACCCAAAACGGCCGUAGCUCUAUGGACAGCAGCGGACAAGACCGCCGCCACCUGGGACAAGGAUGGACGCUACGGUCAAGGCUGGCUGGUGGUGGACAAAGAGCAGAGGUAUGGCCAUUGCAGGAAGCACAGGCAUUACGUGUCGCACACAGGGGGCGCUGUUGGGGCCAGCAGUGUCCUCCUGGUGUUGCCCAGGGAGGACAUGGAGCUGCCACCGGGACAGAAGAGCCUCCCACAGGGCGUUGUGGUCACCAUCCUCACCAACAUGCAGUCUGUGGGACUCAACAGCAGCGCCCUGAAGAUCGCCCUCAAGUUUGACGAAGCCAGAAGUGUUUAGUUCUUUCCGGAACAUUGCGGGUAUGAGCCAUCUUUUUGAAAAUGUGUAUUUUUCUAUGAAAGUUGCUCAAUUGGCACUAAACUCAGUUACCUCACUGAUUUUGACACAAGAGCGCCUUUACACAAAAGUCAUUGUAAUAUUGAAAUAAUAUUUGUAAUGCACAAUGAAAGAAAGACAUUGCCAAAACUGAUUUGUCUCUGCGGCAUAUUGACUGAUGGAACACAAUUGAAGGCUUUAUUGUCAUCGGACAUGAAACCGGGCAAAACAUACAAGUGGCUGCUCUGUGAGGUGCAGUUAUAAUAUGUUAAAAAGGUUAAAAAGAUUUUUUGCAAACCAGUAAUAAUAAUCUGCAAAUGUGCCGUUGUUGAGUGUAUGUGCUGUCUAGAACUCUGCUGAGUAACCGUGUAAUACUUUUCCAUAUCAGUAGGUGGCAGCCAGGGCUGGGCGAUAUAUCGAUAUACACGAUAUAUCGCGGGUUUGUCUCUGUGCAAUAUAGAAAAUGACUAUAUCGUAAUAUUCGAGUAUACGCUCUCACGCAGUUGUUUUUAGCUGCCGGCAUUACACUACAGGCUCUUCUCACUGCUUCUUGUGUCUCCUCACAGACAGCAACCGCAUACACUUACGCACGUCACAUACUGUCACCUCAUACGUCACAUACUGUCACAUCAUACGUCACAUACUGUCACCUCAUACGUCACAUACUGUCACCUCAUACGUCACAUACUGUCACCUCAUGCGUCACAUACUGUCACCUCAUGCGUCACAUACUGUCACGUCAUACGUCACAUACUGUCACCUCAUGCGUCACAUACUGUCACGUCAUACGUCACAUACUGUCAGAUCAUACGUCACAUACUGUCACAUCCUACGUUACAUACUGUCACCUCAUACGUCACAUACUGUCACGUCAUACGUCACAUACUGUCACCUCAUACGUCACAUACUGUCACCUCAUACGUCACAUACUGUCACGUCAUACGUCACAUACUGUCACCUCAUACGUCACAUACUGUCACCUCAUACGUCACAUACUGUCACCUCAUGCGUCACAUACUGUCACCUCAUGCGUCACAUACUGUCACCUCAUGCGUCACAUACUGUCACGUCAUACGUCACAUACUGUCACGUCAUACGUCACAUACUGUCACAUCCUACGUUACAUACUGUCACCUCAUACGUCAUAUACUGUCACCUCAUACGUCACAUACGUAUACGCCCUCGCCCAGAGAGAGAUAGAAGCGGUGGCUAACGUUAGCUGUGAUGCUGGCGGACUCGGAGGUGCUGAUUCUCAUCCCAGUGGAGUGGUAAUACGAGAGAAAGAAGGUGCGAAUAUGGUAACCAAUGAAGGAAGAAUUAAUUCCCAAGAAAAACAGCAGGUAGUCCAUCGUCUGGAAGUGGUUCGGCUUCAAGUGGGAAUAUGUCGAAUAGACAACUUUAAUUUGUCAUGUGUGGGGCACAAGCGUUGCUACCAAAAGUAGCAUUAUUGCUAAUAUGUUGCCUCAUUUGAAAUGUCACCUGCUAAUAACUUUAAUAAAUACAGUUUUGGUAAAUUCACUUAAUUGUGAUUUCCUUCACCACAUGAAAGUUUAAAAUGACCAUAUAUUGAUGCAAUAUAAACAAGAAUGUUUUAAUGUAGACACAUAGAAUCACCAUACUGCUGGGAUUAUAUGUAUCCAGUGUUCAUUUAGAGAGGGAGAGAGAGGUUUAUACUUUCAUUUAUAUAUAUAUAUAUAUAUAUAUAUAUAUAUAUAUAUAUUAGGGCUGCGAAUUUUGGGUGUCCCACGAUUUGAUUCAAUAUUGAUUCUUGGGGUCACGAUUUGAUUAUAUAUCGAUUUUUUGGGGGGAUUCAAAGCGAUUCUCGAUUAAAAAAUGAUAUUUUUCCAAUUCAAAAGGAUUCUGUAUUCAUUCAAUACAUAGGAUUUCAGCAGGAUCUACCCCAGUCUGCUGACAUGCUUGCAGAGUAGAAUAUUUUAUUUAAAAGCUUUUAUAAUUGUAAAGGACAAUGUUUUAUCAACUGAUUGCAAUAAUGUAAAUUUGUUUUAACUAUUAAACGAACCAAAACUAUGA